Limulus polyphemus (Atlantic horseshoe crab) is the source of this 6229-nucleotide messenger RNA. RefSeq names its product ubiquitin carboxyl-terminal hydrolase CYLD-like. NCBI's taxonomy places the organism in Eukaryota, Metazoa, Arthropoda, Merostomata, Xiphosura, Limulidae. The transcript has 16 exons. Gene Ontology annotation, cellular component: cytosol. Gene Ontology annotation, molecular function: cysteine-type deubiquitinase activity; K63-linked deubiquitinase activity. Bases 192 to 3290 code for a protein of 1032 amino acids. Gene Ontology annotation, biological process: protein K63-linked deubiquitination. The record is from RefSeq and is a predicted model, not a curated record.
AGUACACGAACACUAAGUGACAUUACUAUAUUCCCAUUAAACAAAGGUUAUAACUUAUUACAAAUAUAUAUAUAGAUAUAUAUAUAAGCGUUUGUUUUAAACUUACCAAGAAUAAAGAUUGUGAAGUUGUCGUACGGUAUAAGUUUUUCGAGUGAAAAAAGAAUUAUAAUCCAUACAAAAUGUGACUGAGCAUGAGUGAACUAAUCCAUCAACGGAGAUUCUUACUACUGGUUGACUGUCUUGCUGAAAAAUUAAGCACUGCAUAUGAAGAGUUUGCAUCUUUAGAAGUUGACAAAUUCCAUUCAAAAGAAAGAGAGGUGCAGUUAUACCGAGGUUCUUUACUAAUAGAACUUAAUCCUCAAGAACAUCUAAAAAACUGCUGUUCUCAGAACUUGUAUUGCCUGCGAUCAGUUGAUGAUGACAUGAUCACUGUGACUUGCCUUUCUCCUGAGAUUGAAGAACUCACAUCCUUUGAAUCUGACAUUUUACUUCCAAUUAAUCCAGUCCAGGAAAGAACUAAAGUUUACUUCAACAAACAAUGGCUUGGAGAGGCCUCUAUUAUUUCUGUAGGUUCACUUGUCACUGUUAAUUUUAGUGAAGGAAAGGAGCCAGCAGUGGGGAUUGUUAGAUAUAAAGGCAUUGUAACUGAAAUUGGACAGGGAAUAAUGUUUGGUGUGGAGCUUUUGACACAUCAGGAUUGUGGAUAUUCUGAUGGAUCAGUGAAAGGUACAAGAUACUUUGACUGUCCACAUGAUAUUGCUGUUUUUGUUGCUAUCAAUUGUCUCAAACUAAUGUCACAUCAACAGGCUCAAAAGUACAGGCCUGCCACCAGGCAGAAGAAUUAUUCUCUCUUAUCUAUCAGUUCUACAGAGAGCCAAAAACUCUUGAGUAGGUCUGGAUCCAGACCCCUUCCUCUGGAGUCUGCCUGUAUUGAUGACACUUUGGCUCCUGAACUGAAGCUAGGAAUUCGUGUUGUGUGGAUGAGUGAUGAUGGACCAGAAUAUGGUUGUGUGAGGUGGUUAGGAAAACUCCCUGAUACAGGAAGUGACUGGAUGGCAGGGAUAGAGUUUGACAAUCCAGUUGGUACUGGAACUGGAAGAUAUAACAAUCGUCAGCUGUUUGUAACUAAGCUUAACCAUGCUUCAUUAGUGCCAGUCAUAGGACUUAUAAAAGCAGAGGAUUUUGAGGAAAACAGAACAGGUCCAACAAGUGAAGGCUUAUUAUAUACUCUAAGACCAUCACGUUCUCAAUCAGAUGAUAGCGUAGUGGCAACAACUAGAUAUUCUUCACAGUCAUCCAGUUAUGGCUUUCAUGCUACAAUGAUGUCAUCAUCAGAAAAACCUAAUGCACGUGUUUACUCUCCUGUUGAAAAGCCCAGAAAAAAAAGUGUCCCCCUAGCAGAUGAAAAGAACAAGCCCUUUGAUUCAUUGUUAAAGAUAAAAAACUUAGCCUGCCAAGUGAAAGACUCCACUGCUAAAAUUCACAAUAAAGAACAAACUAACAUUCCUUCUAGUGCUUUAGUUUCAAGUGGGAAGUCUGGUAAUAAAAUUAAACAUAAAACCAAGCUUGAGGAAAAUAAAGAUUUUUUACUGCCACCUAGAAGUUGUGAGCCACCAAAAAUCCCUGAGACAAAUACAUAUCGGGUCAUUUCUGUGUCACAACCAGUUGUAUUUGAGACUCCAUUCUCACAGCAGCAAGUUUGUUCACCGUAUAAACUGCCUCAAGAAAUGUUAGGGAUACCAUGUCAAGGGCAAAGGAUAGGAACUUCUAGAGAAAGCUAUAAUAUUUUGACAAAUACAUCUGGUAGGAAGAAGCAACUAACAGGAUUAAGAAAACAGUCAGUAGUAGAUAACCUGGAAGUUGGUUCUGUUGUGGAGGUACUUGUUGAUGGGUUUUCUCACUAUGGUGUCAUCCGAUGGAUUGGUCAGCUACCAGAAGACAUGAAUGUGACUGCUGGUGUUGAGAUGGAAGAAGAAAUCCAUAUUGGUACUGAUGGUAUGUGUAAUGGACAUCGAUACUUUCAUUGCCCACCACGAAAAGCUGUAUUUGUUCGACUCAGUCAAUGUAAAAGAGACAGCCGAUUUCUGGAUAUGGACAAAAGAAAAAGUGCAGUUUUUGGAAGUAUUGACUCUCCUUCUGUGAUGGGUGAUAUUCCUCCUCUUUCAAACCUUGAUGAGCUUCAGAUGAUGUGUGGAAAGUUUAAAGGAAUCCAAGGGCACCACAAUUCAUGUUACUUAGAUGCCACUCUCUUUGCCAUGUUUGCUUUUACCAGUGUCUUUGAUUCCUUGCUUCAUCGACCUGCAAGAUUCAAUGAUAUUGUUGAAUAUUCUCAUGUUCAAAGGGUUCUGAAAGAAUCAAUUGUUAAUCCAUUACGAAAGAAUAUGUAUGUUAGAGCAGACAGAGUAAUGCAGCUCAGAACUUUACUUGAUGAACUGGGGUCAAUUAGGGGACUGACAAGUGAAGAGAAAGAUCCUGAAGAGUUUUUGAACUCACUUCUCAACCAGAUAUUAAAAGCAGAGCCCUUCCUCAAACUCAGUUCAGGUCAAGACACAUACUUGUACCAGCUGUUUGUGGAGAAGGAUGAUAGAUUGAAACUACCAACUGUCCAGCAAUUAUUUGACCAAUCAUUCCUGGCAUCUGACAUCAAGCUACAAGAGGUUCCUCCAAGUUUGUUGAUACAAAUGCCAAGAUUUGGGAAGCAGUUCAAGAUGUACCCACGGAUUAUCCCCAGUCAGUAUCUUAACAUCUCUGAUGUGCUAGCAGAUUCUCCUCGACAGUGUAUCAUUUGUGGCCAAGUUGCUGAAUAUGAAUGUAAAGAAUGUUUUGGUCAGUUUGGAGAUGGACUUGAGAGUACUGCAUUUUGUCAGAGGUGUUUAGACAAAAGUCAUGGCCACCAGAAAAGAGCUCACCAUACAACAAACCAACUGUGUGUACCUCAAGAAUUCAGAAUGAUCAAGGAUCACACCCCCAUUCCAAAGAUAUUCAUGGAAUUAUUUGCAGUUGUUUGUAUCGAAACAAGUCACUAUGUGUGUUUUGUCAAGUGUGGCAGUGGUCCUGAUUCAUCUUGGUGUUUCUUUGACAGUAUGGCAGAUAGAAAAGGUGAGCAGAAUGGAUAUAACAUACCAGAAGUAAUUCCAUUUCCUGAGCUACACUGGUGGCUGUCAGAAGAAGGAAAGAAAUUCCUUCUCACUGCUAAGGAUGACAAAAUUUUGCCAGAUAUAGCUCGCCGUUUACUGUGUGAUGCUUACAUGUGUAUGUAUCAAAGCCCUGAUAUCAUGAUGUAUCGAUGAUAGAGUUGUACAUCUUGUGUACUAUGUGGUGUCUUUACCAGUGCUGAUAUCAUAACAUAACAAAGAAGGAAAAAGUGCACUGUGUUUGAUGUAGGUGUAUACCAGUCCUUAUUUCAUAAAUGAUGGUAUUGUAUUGUUUGUUUACAUUGAGAUGCCUAUACCAAAGUGCUGAUAUUAAGGAGAGAAAAAUAGUGUGCUUCAUUUGAUGUAUGGUGCUUAUAUGAGUAUAAGACAUUUUACUUAAAAUAUAAUGUGUACAAAACUGUACUGUAAAUAGGCUCUUUAUUUAUAUCCAACAGAAAUAAAUUAGUAUGUUUAUGUACACUAGAGCUCAGACAUAAUAUGGUUUUUUUGGUCAACCAUGGUGUUUAUUUGAAACUUUACCACUACUGAUAACUUGAUGCACCAAUGGCUUAUGAGUCCCACUUGUUUAUAUAAAACUCAUUACAUUAUUAAGUAAUGUAUAGAAUAUAUAACUGCACCUAAUUGUUCACAUUAUGGUUUAUUGAUGAUAGUUAAUACUUAAUGUAUACAUUUCUACUGCAGCUUUAACUUCAUGAUGUUUUCUGAUAAAAGAGCACUCUUUCACUAUCUAUGUACCACAGUCCUGUUGUCUUAAAGUACUGUGACAAGUGGAUACUCUUUGAAUACAUAGUGCAUAUAUAUGCAUAUCAUCAUGAAAUAUAGAAAGGUAUUCAUGUCCCAUGGUAACAAUACAAGUUGAGUGCCUUGACCAUACAGUUCCUUCUUCCCCAACUGAUUGAGUUCUUUAUGAUGGCCCUGAUUAUGGAAUAUUGUUCUACAGCAUAAUAUCCACUGCAGACGACUCUUACACAAUACACUGAGGUUACUGUUGUCCUACCUCUUCUUUACAUGCCUUCCAAAGUUCAUCAAAUAUGUGUGCAUAAUGACUUCUGAGCAACCAAAAAGCACAAAAGUCAAUGGGAGAUGUCUGGAAAUGAAAUAACAUGAAUUACUUUUGAUACUUGCAGAGGAACUGUCAUGUCGACUUGAAAAUUUGGCUGGAUGUUUUGUUAUUGCCAUCCAAUCCAUACAAACUUGGUAUUUCAGUGCAGUAUAGUAGUGUCAGCAUGUUAGCCUAGUAGUAAACAGUAUUCAUCAUCUUGGCCUUUUGUUUUGGCUCUCUGGAUGUUUAACCUAACCAUUAUAGCUGUAACCUGCAACCAUCAUAAAUACCUAUGAAAACUGUUCAUAACACACUCUUUACCAUUUUUUAAAUUUUGUAUCACUGGCAGGUCAAUAAUAAAUUUCUUAGAUAUUUGCAAACACAUACGUAGACACAUUUCACCCAUUGUGAUGACAUGUUUCCAUUUAACUAAAUGCUAAGGGAGAAGCUUAUGAGUUUGUGUUACAUUUGUACAUGUAAAUCUGUGAAUUAUUCAGUUUACAGUUUAAGGGAGGUUUUUUACUUUAGCAGCGAUGGACUGUUGUGUUUUGGAGUUAUUUCUGGAAACAAGUUAUCUUCACUAUCUCCAGUUUGUGUGAUUAGUUGCUGGUCAUAGAUUAGCCUAUUUCCAUACUGGUACCAUACCUUUUAUUACUUUAACCUUUAUGCUUUGAAAUUGUUAAUAUUAAAAUUUCAUGUCUUGUAUCCUUUAAUAGUUGUGGGAUAGGAAACUUCAUUUUGGAAAGCCCUGUCAUGGAACUUUCCUAGAAAGAGUCAAUUUUAAGUGCCAUCUGCAGUUCAAAUCACCAUGCUUCAACUGAAUUGCAAUAAGAUAGUCAGAGUUUAUACCCUGUGUAGUCACAGGCUGUGGAGAUAACCAGGGGCAAGUUGAUUGGAUAUAGUUUGAUUACUUAGUGCAUAUAUAUGUGUGUGUAUCAGUUCUAAUAUCUUAAAGUAAUAAAAGAGCACUCUUUGAUUAUGUGGUACAUGCAUGUGUAUAUCAGUCCUAAUAUCAUGAUCUAUUGUGACAAAUUAGCAGUCUUUCAUCAUGUGAUGCUUGCUAUGUGCACCAGUUCUGAUAUUGUGAGAUAUCGUGAUAGUAGAGCAAUCCUUGAAUAUGUAGUACAUACAUGUAUGUACCAAUCCUGAUACUGUGAUGUAAUAAACCAGCAUCCUUUGACUGUGUGCCAGUCCUGAUAUAAUGUAUUGUGAAAUUAAACAAUCUUUGAAUAUGUAUACCAAAGUCUUGACAUAACAGAUGUACUGAUAUUGCAAGAGAGCUCUUUGAUUGGGUUAUACGUGCAUAAAGUAGAUUUAUAAAGUUAUUGUGUAUUGGACAGAAGGUUACGGGUUAAUGCAUGGUGUGUGAUUUUCCUGAAACCAAAAUGUAAUUAGGAUAAACAAAUGCUUUCUUAUUAUUGUAGUUCCCAUUCAUAUUUAAAGUAGUCCUGAUGGUAGAAAAGUGGGAUCAUUAGGUAUGGAUGACAAUAAGGCUCCAAUUGAUUAUUGUAGUUCCUAUUUAUACUUAAAGUAGUCCUGGCAGUAAAAAAAAUAGUAGUGAAGUGGAAUCAUUUGGUAUUGAUAACAAGACAGCAUUUGAUAAGAGUAAUAUCUGCCAGAUUUUAGAUUAAACACUGCUAUUAGAUUAAUAUGGUAUGUACAUUGACAUAAUCAGGUAUUGAAGGAAAAGUACAUAGAGAAGUUUUUGAAUAUGUAGUACAUACAUGUGUGUACCAAUCCUGAUAUUGUGAUGUAAUAGACCAGCAUCCAUUGACUGUGUGCCAGUCCUAUUGUUAGGUAUUGUGAAACUGAGCAAUCUUGGAAUAUUUAGUACUUUAAUAUGUAUACCAAAGUCUUGACAUAAUAGAUGUACUGAUAUUGCAAGUGUUCAUUGAUUGGGUUAUACAUACAUAAGGUAGAUUUAUAAAGUUAUGGUGUAUUGGACAGAAGGUUACUGGUUAAUGCUUGGUGUGUAAGUGAUUUUCUUGAAACCAAAAUGUAAUUAGGAUAAUAAACAAAUGCUUUCUUGUUA